AUGGAGAGUAUGGAAUCGCCUUCGUCGGGAACAUUAUAAGCGCCCUGGACCGUGACGGCGCUAAAUACGAGGAUGCUGAUCUGAAGUUUACGACCUCCCAAAACGAGAUUGCCGUGUGGUUUAACGAAUCAGUGGCCCAUCUGUGGGACCUGGUGCUCUGGCUCUCCCUGACCUUCCGCCAGCCGAUGGCGAACACCCUUUGUUUAUCAACAUGCAAAGUGAGCGGCAGUUGCUCUACACUCCGAAAGCUUUCACAAGUGGCGUUGGAUAGUACGAAAUGUUGGUUCGAUCUUUUUGAGGGUGGCUUGAUCGCAGUCCAGCCCGAUACCGUUCUUUCGGGUCGCGAGUCCAUGUUCCUGCAGGCUGACUUUCACCUGAUGCUGCAAAUAGCAGCAGUGGAGUAUCCGGUCUUGGUCGAUGAAGGCCUGGUACUGGUGGGAUACUCAACGGCCCUCAUUCCUGUGAAGCUGAUAGACGACAAAACGAUCCUCUGGCACUUGGAAGUGGCGAAGCAGGAGUCCCAAAUCAAGAUAGAGGAGCUCUCGGCGAUAAAGGGAAGCUGGUUAAAGUUCAAAACCUUGGAUGCCCUCAAGUCAAAGAGGGCCCUCGUUGGCUGGUGUGGAGAAGCCAUUACACUACUGGGAACAGGCCAGUUGCAGACGGUGCAGUGGUCGAAUGCAAAGAUCCAACAGACGACCUGGAGCUUGUCCGGGGCGAACCUGCAAUUUGUGGCCACAUCAACCGCACCCAUGCAGCUUGGAGGGUAGGCAGGUUUGACAUUUGAUAUAACCAUCAACACGCUGCGGUUCAGUGCUGCACGGAACUACCUGAAAUGCUUAAACAGCAG
Molecule: messenger RNA, 847 nt
Organism: Aspergillus versicolor CBS 583.65
Lineage: Eukaryota; Fungi; Ascomycota; Eurotiomycetes; Eurotiales; Aspergillaceae
Exons: 2
Coding region: 186-767 (193 amino acids)
Source: RefSeq, a predicted model, not a curated record